CUAUUUAACACUAGUACAAUACGGCCUAUAAAAUGAAUAACUACCUAAUAUUAUCUACCCAGCUUCAGUAAUAGUAUCUCGUAGUUAUUGGAACCGUACGGUCGGUAUUUGAUCUCUCUAACCCAAGCCAAGAUGCCGUCAUCUACCAUGCCGAUGUCGUGAUGAAAAGUUGACCUAUCUAAUCCAUGUCGGGUCCGAUUGAUGACCCACCGGGAUCUAGGUCUACUGUAUCAUGUCGGGAAUGCAGAGACCGAGCAUGGUUCUUUUAGAGAAACCCGGCCGGUGAACGGCGAGAACGGCAUGUUCAUAGAAAGCUUGGGCUCCGGUACAGACCCUGGAACUUUCACACAUCUUCAAUAGCCGGCGCUCCAGUAACCUUCAAUUUCAAACGACAUGCGAAGUCAGGAAUAAUUUAUCAACAUGUCAUCUGACCCUCUGUAUCCAGCUUACCUCCCAACCAGGCCAGAUGGGUAUAUGCCUACCUUGGACGUUCCUCCAUUUGAGGCGGAUGAGCCGGGUAGCCGCGCGGACCCCCUGAAACCGGCCAUUUUUAAAGCGAACGCGAAGAUAACAAACAUCACGCCGAGGUUAGGGACAGAGAUCACCGGCGUCCAACUAAGCCAGCUUUCUCCAGCAGGGUUAGAUGAAGUUGCUUUGCUGGCAGCCGAGAGAGGCGUCUUGGCUUUUAGGGAUCAAGACUUUGCAGACAUUGGAUUCGAAAGACAACGAGACAUUGUGAAGUAUUACGGACCCUUGCAUAAGCAUCCUACGAUGGGUUAUCCUGCGGGAACAAGCCCAGAAUUCCAUGUAGUGUAUGCGGAUGAAACUGCUGGUAAUCUUAGAACACUUCUCGGCCCUCGCACAGCGUACGACUUAUGGCACGUCGACCAGACAUUCACGCCAAAUGUGCCAUCAACAACCUUUUUCUGGGUUCUUGAAAUUCCAGAAUCUGGUGGCGGCGACACGGCCUUCACAUCCCUAACGGCAGCAUAUGAAGCAUUGUCACCUACUUUUAGACAGCUUCUUGGAGGGUUAAGUCUCUAUCACACGUCGGCUUCGGUUGGAGAAGUUGCUCGUAUCGGGACGGAGCGUGCCUUGAAGGAGGCUGUCAACACGACGCAUCCCUUGGUUAUUAAACACCCUGUCACGGGUAAACCCUCGUUAUUCGUAAAUCCAACUAUCGCUCGCAAGAUCGAGGGGUUCUUACCGGAGGAGUCGGAUAACCUCCUGAAGUUCCUACACGAUCAUAUCAAAAGUCUCGAUUUUAGCUGUAGGAUCAAAUGGGAAAGAAGAACUGUCGUGGUUUGGGAUCAAAGAGCUGCAGCACAUAGCGCGGUACCUGACUUUGCGGAUGGAGAGAGACGGCAUAUGGUGCGGAUGAUACCUUACGGUUCUAAGCCCGAGCCGGCGUUUCCAGAACUGUUCAACGCUUUCGAAGAGAGGAUACAUGGGUGAUUGUUUGCAUGGUAAAUGAACAGUAAUUUUAAGGUAUUAAAUGUACUUACCUAGGUAGGUACCUGUGUUGAAAUGGCAAGGCUCCGGUCCCGUCUGCGCUGUAAAAGCAAACAGAUGUAUUGCUGUACUUAUUGUAAGCCACAUGAUUAGCAUCCGGAUGUGACAAGUCAGUUGAGAAAUAAGCAGGCCACCAUUAUUACAUGCGGGAAGCGUGCAUAUGUACUCAACGUGG
Daldinia decipiens is the source of this 1687-nucleotide messenger RNA. Its product is annotated as taurine catabolism dioxygenase. Bases 421 to 1455 code for a protein of 344 amino acids. Gene Ontology annotation, molecular function: 2-oxoglutarate-dependent dioxygenase activity. The record is from RefSeq and is a predicted model, not a curated record. The transcript is spliced from 3 exons. Lineage: Eukaryota; Fungi; Ascomycota; Sordariomycetes; Xylariales; Hypoxylaceae. Gene Ontology annotation, cellular component: cytoplasm.